AUGGGAUUGCCAAGAGCUCUGAUGAAAAUGGCUUGGCCCCUAGAUUUCCUGCCAUUCCACCUCCUUAUCUGCCUCAUCUCUGACCAGCUGCUCACUCCUUGCUCAGCUCAGUUUGCUGUGAUUGGACCCCCUGGGCCCAUCCUGGUCAUGGUGGGUGAAGACGCCGAGCUGCCCUGUCACCUGUCCCCGAAGAUGAGCGCGGAGACCAUGGAACUGAAGUGGGUGCGGUCCAGCCUCAGGCAAGUGGUUUUAAUGUAUGCCCAUGGCAAGGAAGUGGAAGACAGACAGACGGCAGAGUACCAAGGGAGAACUGAGAUUUUAAGAGAUGGCAUCACUGCAGGGAAAGCUGUUCUCCGCAUACGCAACGUUAGAGCCUCUGACAGUGGAAACUACCUGUGCUAUUUCCAAGAUGGCAACUUCUAUGAGAAAGCCUUAUUGGAGCUGAAGGUUGCAGCACUGGGCUCUGAUCUUCACAUUCAAGUGAAGGGCCAUGAGGAUGGAGGGAUCCACCUGGGGUGUGAGUCCGCCAGCUGGUAUCCCCAGCCCCAGAUUCGGUGGAGAGAUGCCAAGGGCCAGAAUAUGCCAGCUAUGACAGCACCUCCGGCUGCAGAUGGAGCAGGCCUGUAUGCAGUCACAUCAUCUCUAAUCGUGAAAGGCGGCUCUGGGGAAGGGGUGUCCUGUAUCAUCAGAAAUCCCCUCCUCAAUCAGGAAAAGACAGCCCAGAUUUCCAUCGCAGACCCGUUCUUCAGGAGGGCCCAGAGCUGGAUCACUGCCUUUGCAGGGACCCUGACAGUCUGUCUGCUGCUUCUCGCUGGAGCUGGUUACUUCCUGUGGCUACAGAGGAAGGAAAAAGAGGCUCUAUUCAUGGAGAAAGACAAAGCAAUAAAGGAAAAAGAAAGAGCUUGGGCAGAAAAGGAGCAAGAACGAAGAACAAAAGAGAUGCUCCAGUAUGAGCUCAAGUGGAGAAAGGUCCAGUUCAUGGCUCGUGGGGAGAAGUCUCAAACCUAUCCAGAGUGGAAGAAGGCCCUCUUCCAAGCUGAGGAUGUGAUUUUGGAUCCCAACACAGCAAACCCCAUCCUGCUCGUGUCUGACGACCAGAGGAGCUUGCAGCGGGCAGAGGAACGCCGAAAUCUGCCAGACAACCCCGAGCGAUUUAAUUGGCACUACUGUGUGCUUGGCUGCAAGAGCUUCACGUCAGGGAGACAUUACUGGGAGGUGGAGGUUGGGGACAGAAAAGAGUGGCAUGUGGGGGUAUGCAGGGAGGACGUGGAGAGAAAAUCCUGGAUUAAAAUGACCCCGGAGAAUGGCUUCUGGACUAUGGGGCUGUCUGGUGGGAAUGACUACCGGGCUCUCACUGAGCCCCGGACCAAACUGACAGUUGCCAGCCCUCCUGAAAAAGUGGGGAUUUUCCUGGACUAUGAGACUGGUGAGGUCUCCUUCUAUAACGCCGUGGAUGGAUCUCAUAUCUACACCUUCCCGCACACCUCCUUUUCUGGGCCUCUGUGGCCUGUUUUCAGGAUUUUGACCUUGGAACCCACUGCCUUGACCAUUUGCCCAGUGUCAACAGGAGCAGGGAGUCCUGGGGUUCCUGACCUAGUGCCUGAUCUUUCCUUGGAAACCCCAGUGGUCCUGGGCUCAGCCGACGAGAACGGAGAGCCUCAGGCUGAAGUCACAUCCUUGCUUCUCCCUGCCCAGCCUGCAGCUGAGGGUCUCUUCCCUGACAGCAGUGACAAAUCGCAACCAUAA
This is a messenger RNA of Rangifer tarandus platyrhynchus (Svalbard reindeer), 1746 nucleotides long. The record is from the annotation of a GenBank genome assembly. NCBI's taxonomy places the organism in Eukaryota, Metazoa, Chordata, Mammalia, Artiodactyla, Cervidae.